UUCACUCGGUGGGCGGGGCUUAUUUUGGAGUGCAAAUGCCUCCGCCCCCCGCAGCGGUCCGCGAGCUGCUGUUGUCUUUUAAGAGCCGCGCGCAGGAGGUAAACAGUCAGGCAGGUUCGGGAUGGAGCGGAUGGAGUCCAUGGAACCGAUCUCUGCGUGCUACACCACAGCUUACCCGGAGAUCCAACCCGACAGCGGCUACGGCUCCAGGGACGGGACCGAGAACCAGGCCAAGACCCCCCCGCCCCCCGCCUACGACGAGGAGCUGGUGCACAAGACAAUCCUGGUUGGGGACAGUGGAGUGGGGAAGACGUCUCUGCUGGUGCAGUUUGAUCAGGGAAAGUUCAUCCCUGGUUCCUUCUCUGCUACAGUCGGCAUUGGAUUCACGAAUAAAGUAGUAACAGUCGAUGGUGUAAAGGUCAAACUACAGAUUUGGGACACAGCUGGACAGGAACGGUUCAGAAGUGUGACACAUGCAUAUUACAGAGAUGCACAUGCUUUGCUCCUUUUGUAUGACAUCACCAGCAAAUCAUCCUUUGACAACAUCAGGGCAUGGCUAACAGAGAUCCAUGAGUAUGCACAGAGUGAUGUAGUCAUCAUGUUGUUGGGCAACAAGGCUGACAUGAACAGUGACAGAGCAAUCAGGAGAGAUGAAGGAGAAAGGUUGGCCAGAGAGUAUUCAGUUCCUUUCAUGGAAACAAGUGCAAAGACAGGAGUCAACGUAGACCUGGCCUUCACAGCUGUGGCUAAGGAAUUGAAGCACCGAGCGGCCCAGCACCCCAAUGAACCCAAGUUCCAGAUUCACGAGUAUAUUGAGGCACAGAAGGAGAAGUCAGGCUGCUGCAGUUAUUUCUAAAUCUCUUCUCUAAAGGCUCCCCUCGAAACAGCUGCUAAACAUAUAAAAAGCUAAAAACUGGGAGGAACUCAUUACUGCCCUAUCAUUCAAAAUGCAAAACCAAAAGUGCAUCCAUUGUUGGAGAGAGAAGAGAAUGCAACAAGCAUGAUUCUUGGGCCUGCCCACAGUCUAUACAUUUUAUUCUGGGAUGCUGUGGCACAUGAUAAAAUCCCUUCCCUUUUACAGUGGUACAAAUAUGAAUAUGCCCUGAUUUGAGAACUGACUUGCAGAUAAAUCUUUUACAAUUGUGGUUCA
Molecule: messenger RNA, 1150 nt
Organism: Austrofundulus limnaeus
Lineage: Eukaryota; Metazoa; Chordata; Actinopteri; Cyprinodontiformes; Rivulidae
Product: ras-related protein Rab-37
Exons: 9
Coding region: 122-856 (244 amino acids)
Molecular function (GO): GTP binding; GTPase activity
Source: RefSeq, a predicted model, not a curated record